UUACCUGAUAUCACAUGACAGUCAUGUGACUUUAUUGUUGCGUGCAAUUUCUGUGUUAAGUGCGUCAGUGACAACCGCAGUUGUCAAGGCUGAUAAAAGAAAGUGAAAAGGGUCACUGUGUCGUUUGUGUGGAGUAUAUAGUUGAUAAAUAAUGUAAACUAAGUUCCACUUGUGGGUAAAAAUGGCUGCUGUCGCUGUAGGAGGGAAGGCUGUAUGUCUGGAUUCAUAUCGGGCCAAAAGAACGGAAGCGAUGCCUAAGACGACGCUGUUCGGGAGCUCGCUAGAGCGCCCGGAUGAAAACACGGCGAGGUCCGUGCGCGAAAUGGACCUAUCCACUGUCACCGUGCCCCGGACGCCCGGGGGUAAAGGCGCUGGGCAAAAGUUUACACUACCGGAAGAAUUGAAGCGUCAAUUACCAGGUGCUGCAGUUUUGGAACGAUCUCGUCGCGAGUUCCAGAAUCAACGCGCUCGUGUUCUGGGACAUUCCGAGGACUUGAGACGCCGCGAAAUAGAGGUGCUUUACGGCCCAGACCGGUUCCCGGCGUCAGCCCCUAGUCCGCGCGAACCUGGAGUCUCUCGACCCACGUGGUUCACUAAAGACGACCUAUACGCAUCUAACGAGAUCAACACGCUCGGACUGAACAAUAAUCAGAGUUUUAACCGCGAUAAGUACGGCCACAAGGCGCCCGUUCACAAAUACAGUCUGAUCGGCGACGUGCUCAGACCGGGGAUGGAUUUUCCGCGGAGAGAGCGCACUGAGAUUCAGAUGCGCAACCAGGGUUACGGGAAGGGCGAUAUGCGGGGUGCGCUCGCCAGGUCCCCUCCACGCAUCGGGCAAGUUAGCGCCCAGUUGAGCAGAAAACCUGCCGAGUUAGCCCCCCUUGUUGUUCCACCAAAUAUUAAACACAAGUUCGGCUCCAAGGUGUGUGACAAUCUGUUGUCCGAUAAAGCCGUCGUAGACCAUACGAUAGAGGAACAGAAACGCGCCAAAGAGACGAUUGAGCGUAAAAGUCACCCCUUUAUUGUCCAAAAGUUUAGCCGGGAAGCAAAUCCCGACUAUGACAUGCUUGGGAAUGCGCUAAGAAUGAAUGUGGUUCCCGGCUAUUCGACCGAUCAGACCAUCAGCACUACCAAGACCGCUUUCAACGACCAGGUGCAUUUGUUCCGGUAUCAGGAUCCGGACAAGUGGCGCUACCAGAAAGAUGAACUAAGCAAAUGGCGCGAGGCCCGAUUUAUGCAGAUUCUACUCGCCAAGGGCUGGGACACAAUACUCAGCGAUGCGCCUACGUUUAAACGCGACUGGGCUAAACCGGAACCCCGGACGAAAACCGCGCCGACAACAAUAGAAAAUCAGAACCGGAAGCCGGUGCAGCAUGGAAGAAGAAAAGCGCCACCAAAAACCGCGCCGAGCGAAGAAAAAAAGAAAGACGUGGGUUUUGAAGAUGUCGUUUUCGAAACCCCACCGGAAACGCCCCCGCCGGAACAAGUUAAACUAAGCAACGCUGACCGCAAGGAUUCUGAAUUUUGGAAAUUUUAUGAUAAAGGUGCAACAUAAUUAAAGGCAUCGUGCUUUUUUUAAUCUUAUAAACUUCCUUAAAACUGAACAGCAUUUCAAGUGUUCGUUAUAGUUCUCGAGCGCUCAACAUAAAGUGCCAUGAAAAGGUUUGUCAACAUUUGGGUUUUCGAACUCCUCACACACGCCAAAUCGAUCAUUACGCGACACCGUAGUUUUUUUUUUACUUUUGUGCGGACAAAUUAAUCCGCUUAAUAAUGAAUGCAUAAAUGAGUAACUGUAUAGCAAAAAAACAUCCAGAUGUAUGUAAUGUAACUUUUUUUGGAUUACCAUGGCGUUUAAAUACAUGUAACAGUUAAAAUAUUUCUUUGAAAAAUACAUGAACAACAA
Messenger RNA from Dreissena polymorpha, 1903 nucleotides. RefSeq lists its product as uncharacterized. The transcript is spliced from 4 exons. The record is from RefSeq and is a predicted model, not a curated record. NCBI's taxonomy places the organism in Eukaryota, Metazoa, Mollusca, Bivalvia, Myida, Dreissenidae. The coding region runs from base 182 to 1555 and encodes 457 amino acids.